AUGUUUGGGAAAAAGAAAAAGCGGUUGGAGAUCUCUGCGCCGUCGAACUUCGAGCAUCGCGUUCACACCGGAUUCGACCCGCGGGAGCAGAAGUUCACCGGCCUGCCCCAGCAAUGGCAGAGCCUGCUGGCCGACACUGCCAACCGACCCAAGCCCAUGGUGGACCCCUCGUAUAUCACCCCCAUCCAGCUGGCCCCAAUGAAGAUAUCUCCCAAGAAAGUGCGGCCGUCCGAAACGCCUUUGGUUAAAACCAUCGUCCGAGGAAACCGACCGCCCAAAGAUGCUUCCAUUAAUGGUUUGCUGGAGGAGUUCGACAACAUCUCAGUGACGCGUUCCAACUCGUUGCGAAAGGAAAGUCCUCCGGGUGCGCACCAGGCUGGACCCUCCUCCAAACCCCUCAUCGGCAGCCUCCCGGGGGGUCCGGAAGAGAACGGAUUCAGCCACUACUACUCCCGCUACUCCUGUGACCUGGACUCGUCAAGCCGGGACUUCGUGCUCGAUCCUGGCAAACCUAGCUUUUCCAUAGACGGCGAAUGGGGCGUCGGAAGGCAUUAUAGACUCACCAAACAAAAUGGACAUCCGAUACGCAGUCAUUUUUACCCAGACGUGAUGCCGCAAAAGUCGGACUACGGCAAACUUCCGCCGGAUUAUCACACGUACCUGGAAAGCAAAGGGAGAUCGGCAGAUGAAGUGGCCUCGACGGUGGGAAGCGGGGUGGGGUCGAGCGGAUACUAUCGGGCAUCUGUUGGGGGCUCUUCCAGUCAGGACUACAGGGACACUUCUGUUGGGACUCCGUCAAGAGCUUCUCUGCACAGCGAACAGAUCACAUACCCGGACAGCGAAUGGAGUUACGGAGGCGACUAUGACAAACGGCCCAAGAGCUCCUACGUGUCGCAAACCAGUCCCACGCCUGCCAUCAGACAGAGGUCCAGGUCUGGGUCUGGGCUACAGGAACCAAAUGUCCCCUACGCAGCCAGUGGGGCACUAAGGAACGCUUCACAGCCGCAUUCCUACAGCUCGUACACCUACCCAAGGCUUUCGGAAAGUCUGGCCAACUCGCAGACACUCGGCAAGAGUGAUUACGAACGUCAGUCGCGCGACAUCAGCCCUCAGGUGCUGAGUGGAGACACGUACCCGCGCGGGCCUCUCAAACUACCUCAGAGCCACCCUAAGCCUCCCGGGUAUCCCCCAGCCCACCUGCCCUACCCGCCUGUGUUCCACCACUACAAGCCCUCCCCCUACCACCACCCGCCUUCCCAGCCCAGCCCGCCCUAUACGCCGCAGGGUGCGUACUCCCAGCCUUCGUCGCCCUACAUCCCCCCAGGUGCAUACCCUCCUCCCUCGUGGGGCUCCAGCUCAGACACACAGCCCUCCAGAGUGUCCCACGAACAGUUCCGAGCCGCACUGCAGCUGGUUGUCAAUCCUGGUGACCCCCGGGAGUACCUGGACAGCUUCAUUAAGAUCGGGGAGGGCUCCACGGGGAUCGUGUGCAUCGCCAGCGAGAAGCACAGCGGCAAACAGGUGGCAGUGAAGAAGAUGGACCUGAGGAAACAGCAGAGACGAGAGCUGCUCUUCAACGAGGUGGUGAUUAUGCGGGACUAUCACCAUGACAACGUGGUGGACAUGUACAACAGUUACUUGGUCGGGGACGAGCUGUGGGUCGUCAUGGAGUUUUUGGAGGGAGGAGCGCUCACCGACAUCGUCACUCACACCAGGAUGAACGAGGAGCAGAUUGCCACAGUGUGCCUGUCGGUGCUCAGAGCGCUGUCGUACCUCCACACUCAGGGCGUGAUCCACCGGGACAUCAAGAGCGACUCCAUCCUGCUCACCAGCGACGGCCGGAUCAAGCUGUCGGACUUUGGCUUCUGUGCACAAGUGUCCAAAGAGGUGCCCAAGAGGAAGUCUCUGGUGGGGACUCCGUAUUGGAUGGCCCCAGAGGUGAUCUCCCGGCUCCCGUACGGCACAGAGGUGGACAUCUGGUCUCUGGGCAUCAUGGUGAUCGAGAUGGUGGAUGGAGAGCCUCCGUACUUCAACGAGCCUCCUCUGCAGGCCAUGAGGAGGAUACGGGACAACCUGCCUCCUCGACUCAAGGACUCUCACAAGGUUUCAUCCGUGCUGCGCUCCUUCUUGGACCGAAUGCUUGUGCGCGAGCCGUCCCAGCGCUCCACGGCCCAGGACCUGCUGCAGCACCCCUUCCUUAAGAUGUCGGGACCCCCCUCCUGCAUCGUGCCCCUGAUGCGCCACUACCGGCACCGCUGA
Molecule: messenger RNA, 2259 nt
Organism: Knipowitschia caucasica
Lineage: Eukaryota; Metazoa; Chordata; Actinopteri; Gobiiformes; Gobiidae
Source: the annotation of a GenBank genome assembly